Messenger RNA from Drosophila arizonae, 846 nucleotides. Its product is annotated as alcohol dehydrogenase 2. The record is from RefSeq and is a predicted model, not a curated record. Gene Ontology annotation, molecular function: alcohol dehydrogenase (NAD+) activity. NCBI's taxonomy places the organism in Eukaryota, Metazoa, Arthropoda, Insecta, Diptera, Drosophilidae. Gene Ontology annotation, biological process: alcohol metabolic process. Gene Ontology annotation, cellular component: cytoplasm.
CGCAAUUCACUUUUCGCUUGAACAGGUGAACAGCUAGAGAGCAGCUCCAUAGAAAUGGCAAUCGCUAACAAGAACAUCAUCUUCGUCGCUGGACUCGGUGGCAUUGGAUUCGACACCAGUCGCGAGAUUGUCAAGAGCGGACCGAAGAACUUGGUAAUCCUUGAUCGCAUUGAGAACCCAGCUGCUAUUGCCGAGCUGAAGGCACUCAACCCCAAGGUGACCGUUACGUUCUAUCCCUAUGAUGUCACCGUCUCGGUAGCAGAGACUACAAAGCUAUUGAAGACAAUCUUCGACAAGCUGAAGACAGUCGAUCUGCUCAUCAAUGGAGCUGGCAUCCUGGACGACUACCAGAUCGAGCGUACUAUUGCGGUGAACUUCACAGGCACAGUGAACACCACCACGGCCAUCAUGUCCUUCUGGGACAAGCGCAAGGGCGGCCCAGGCGGUGUCAUUGCCAAUAUCUGCUCGGUAACUGGCUUCAAUGCCAUCUACCAGGUGCCUGUGUACUCCGCAUCCAAGGCAGCUGCUCUCAGCUUCACCAACUCUCUGGCCAGACUGGCGCCCAUUACCGGCGUGACUGCCUACUCCAUUAACCCUGGCAUCACGAAGACAACUCUGGUCCACAAGUUCAACUCGUGGCUGGAUGUGGAGCCUCGUGUGGCCGAGCUGCUUCUGGAGCAUCCCACUCAGACAACUCUGCAGUGCGCCCAGAACUUUGUCAAGGCUAUUGAAGCCAACCAGAAUGGCGCCAUCUGGAAACUGGACUUGGGUACCCUGGAAGCCAUUGAAUGGACCAAGCACUGGGAUUCGCAUAUCUAAGCUGUUCAAGACGAUUACGGCUAAUUG